CGCCGCAGUCGCACUAGGAAAACAGCUGUGGCGAGCUAGAAGCUAGUUAGCAUCGUUUGUUUUUGUCGUGUGUGUCAGCGAUUCGAGCCGUUCCCUGAGAAAACUGCUAUCGUACAAACCCGGAGUGACCGACCUGUCGUCUGUCAUCUCUCUUAACCAUGAAGUUUCAGUACAAAGAAGAACACCCUUUUGAGAAAAGGCGGUCCGAGGGCGAGAAAAUAAGAAAGAAGUAUCCGGACAGGGUUCCUGUAAUUGUGGAGAAAGCCCCAAAAGCCAGAAUAGGAGAUCUGGACAAGAAGAAAUACCUUGUCCCCUCCGACCUGACAGUGGGCCAGUUUUACUUCCUCAUCCGGAAAAGAAUCCACUUGCGAGCUGAGGAUGCUCUCUUCUUCUUUGUAAACAACGUCAUUCCACCCACUUCAGCUACCAUGGGACUGUUGUACCAGGAGCAUCAUGAAGAGGACUUUUUCCUCUACAUUGCCUACAGUGAUGAGAGUGUGUAUGGGAGCAGCCAAAGGGAAAUCUGAUCCCACUAUUACGCCCCCCCACCCCCCCCUCCAACCACUACCCACCUUUCUGAGACCUCCACCAUUCAUUCAUUUAAAUAUUAAAUCCAGCUCAGCAGCCUAGAGUUCCCAGAGUAAAUAUGUCAAAUGCACUUUCACCCUCCCUCAUACAUUACCCACCUCCCAUCCAUUUAUGUCUUUAUUAUUCUGCAGUCUGAAUUGUAUUUGUCUCCUCUUUUUCUUUUCAGUAAGCGACUUGGGUUAAGUGGU
Messenger RNA from Acanthopagrus latus (yellowfin seabream), 776 nucleotides. RefSeq names its product GABA(A) receptor-associated protein a (gene gabarapa). The record is from RefSeq and is a predicted model, not a curated record. Gene Ontology annotation, molecular function: GABA receptor binding; ubiquitin protein ligase binding. Gene Ontology annotation, biological process: autophagy of mitochondrion; autophagosome assembly; cellular response to nitrogen starvation. Gene Ontology annotation, cellular component: cytosol; autophagosome; autophagosome membrane. The coding region runs from base 159 to 527 and encodes 122 amino acids. The transcript is spliced from 4 exons. NCBI's taxonomy places the organism in Eukaryota, Metazoa, Chordata, Actinopteri, Spariformes, Sparidae.